This is a messenger RNA of Osmia bicornis bicornis, 3754 nucleotides long. RefSeq names its product protein bride of sevenless (gene boss). NCBI's taxonomy places the organism in Eukaryota, Metazoa, Arthropoda, Insecta, Hymenoptera, Megachilidae. The record is from RefSeq and is a predicted model, not a curated record. The transcript has 8 exons. Gene Ontology annotation, molecular function: adenylate cyclase inhibiting G protein-coupled glutamate receptor activity; sevenless binding. Gene Ontology annotation, cellular component: membrane. Gene Ontology annotation, biological process: visual perception; G protein-coupled receptor signaling pathway. Bases 952 to 3483 code for a protein of 843 amino acids.
CACGAACCCUGUGAAAGUUAAAAAAAGUCAUUCAUAGUUGUUUCAAGUAUUGGAAGAAAGAGAGACACAUGCGGCUAGGUUCUGAUAAGGUGAUCAAUAAUACGUUAUCAACAUGCAAAGUGCGUUAGGAAACAUACCCAACUGCAAUACCUUAUCGCUGCAUUAUGAGUGACCUUCUAUAAUCUCAAUAUUUUUUUAACAAACAAACGUUUAAAAUUGAAGGUGUCCAUAAUGAAGUGAUAAGAUUCUUUGCCUUCCUUAUUUCAAUUGUCUAUAUUCUUCUUGCAUCUACUUCAAAAUGUGUAAAAAUAUUUGUAAAAAUGGUAAAUAGGACAUUUUAACUAAGGAAAGCAGUUAUGUAGUCAGGUUGAAACUAAAAAGAGUAACUCUUUAAGAAGGUGAAAGAUUCUCUGUGGAUUCAAAGUGGAGCACGUUGCUAUUAACCUGAAAUGCGGCCGACGAUAAUCGUAAACACACACGGGUGGAAGAGCGUGUUCCCGGCCAAUUGUUAUCCCCGUAGUGGCCCUUAUCACGCGAUUUGAUAGAUCCGAUCGGAACGAAUGCGGAUAACGCGUUCUCGGUGGAUACUCGUCACGAUAAGUAGCGUGUCCUGCGUGAUCCUGUCGUCUUCGACGCGAUCGCCUCCUGAUUCGACUCACGAGCCCUUGGGGAGCUACGGAAGAAAAUCAUGAGACUGUAUCUUUCUGGCCGAUAAACGUGGCAAAUAAAAAGAGUACCACCUGAAGGAGAAACGGUAGCGGACGCUCGAUAAUGGCGAUUCUUAUAGCUGGAAUCGAGCAACUCGUGGGGUUCUUGUGCCCCUGAAUGGCUUAUCGAUUAAACACGAUACAAUGACACGUAUCGUCUCGGCGAUAGCACGCCUACCCUUAUGUCUUUUCUGAAGGUGAACAAAUUGUUGAACGACGCCCUUUGCCACGUGUACCGACGACGAUGACGUUAUCUAAGGUCGUGGCCUUUCUCAGUCUUCUCCAUUUGGCGGCAGCCAUCGAAGAUCAAACUGUAUGUCCCAAGAAUAGAAGCGUGUUUGAAAUUCCUGGUGAUGCUGUGUUAUCUGUGUUCCUGGAUGUUAAUCACGGACCAUAUUGCAACAGUACAUCCAUCAAGGGUCUACAAGAAAUUUUCACGGCCUCUUACGUGAUACAUGCUUUAAAUAAAUACGAAUUCAUAUCUGGAUUUACUCUAGGUCUGAAAGUCUUCGACACCUGCCACGACGAGAUGACUGUGUACAAACAGGCAUUGCAAACGGCAGUCGAUUCCGAUUGCGAGGAUCGUUACGAAAUGGGGAUACUGUUACCAUCGGAAUACUUGGCGAUUCUAGAGCCACUUCGUAAUUACAGCAUAUUACCGAUCAGCACCUACGACGAGCAAAAUUUAACGAAACCUUUGAUCAGUCUGAUGGUACAUUACCUGACCACGAGAUUCGAGACGGUUGACGUAGUGUUAGCCAGCUCUGGCUACGCCGUGAAUUUGUUCCUGGACAUGACUAAAGAGGCUGGAGUUUGCGUGAAGCGUUACGGUGAUACUUUAGAGUUGGAUGAAAGUGAAACGGAAGUUGUGAUCGCUGUGGUUGGUCAGAGAAACGAUGUGAGACAGUGGAUCGAGAGAGGAGAGAAGCUUCAAGGAGCUAGGAAAACCUGGGUCGUCUCGACCCUCGAUGGAUCCAACGUUGACGACCUAGUUCCUCCAGGCUCCUACGUCAUCAAAACUUCACCGUUCGACUUGGAAGUCCUACAGGAAGCCUCCUCGACGGAGGAGUUUCUUCAGGCAGCUAGCAGUUCCGUCAUCUACUCGCCGCAUCUCCUUGGCAUCGGUAAAGCGAUCGUCGAGCUGGCGCAGUUGUUACAGGAGCUACACAAAAGAAAUUGUCCUCGAGGAACGGAAGGUUCUUGCGUGAUGCCCAGGUUCAGCACUCACUCGAAACUGGAGAUCCGAAACGCGGACGUGUACAACGCACUUCGCAUUCUGCCGAAAUCACACUCGAUCAAGUAUAUCGUGGCGAUGAAGAGCCAGGAAGAGCUGAUCGAUACAGCCGUAUACAGGAUCGAACCGGCUAACUCGAAGUUCAGGAUCACGCCGGAAUCGAGGGUACCCAAGAUGCCGAAGCUGUGCGUGAAGAAGUACCUGAAGAACUGUGAAGACUGUUCGAAUUUCAAGAAGAGAUUCGGCCCACGCGGUGUGACCAAAGAUACACUCGACAGAGGUUUAUUAAAGCCGGGCAACUGGAUAGCAAUUUUCCUGACGAUGGUUGUGUGCGGCACGUUCGCCUGCGGCGUGAUCGCCGUCUUCAUUAUCUACCGCUUCAUCGUCGAGGACGUUCUCGAUGGGAAUCCAGCGUUAACGAUCGUACUGAUACUGGCGAAUGUUUUCACGUUGCAGACGGUGCUACCGUUCUGCAUCAACGACGAUUACAUAGGCGCUGAAACGUUAAACUCGAGGAAGAUCUUAGUUACAACGCUGGCAUUUGGAAUCGAUUACUCCGUGAUGCUGUCAAGAGCGUUCUUUCUCGUGUUCUCCAAGGGUGGUGUGUUCACAGCUCACAUAAACGGAUACCUGCAGGGAUUGAUGGUGUUCUUCAUGUUCUGCGUCCAACUAGCCCUGUCCGUUAUGUUCUUUGCGCUCAGUACCGAUGAUUCUACCGUGGUUGUGAGGAGUCUUACUUUCAUCGCUUUGCUAAGCUACGAUAUAUUUCUACUGGUCACUCUAUUCGUCGUGUGCUUCUUCAUAUCACGAUUGCCACGAAAUUAUCGGGAAGGAAAGUGUUUCUUCGGUACCUCGAUCGGUCUGUUAAUCACCUGGGCAAUCUGGUUGACCUGCUUCAUCCUUGUGGAGCCAGAAUGUCGCGACAUGGUCGUCUGUUUCGGCAUCAUUGCCACGGCGUACUUAAUCAUCAUCGGUGUGCUGAUACCGAGGACCUAUUACAUGAUUAAACACCUAGCUAGGGGAAAGGAGUUUGGACAGAGAUUUGGAUCCGGUGAUCUUGUUGCUGAUCCAAGGAUUAGUACUAUUGGCAGACAGACUCGUCCGUUUUACGAUUACGUGCACCCAGCUGGAGGAAGUACAACGAAUUUACAGGUGACAUCUGCGUACCCCAAUUAUUACGGUAGCUCGAGUCCGAAUCAAAAGUACCUGGGUCCGUACAGGAACUCCGACACGAGGAGAAACCCUGGAUACAACAAUUACGGAUAUCAUUCCGAAAUGCGAGAAUCAAGGACCAGCCCCGUGGAACGGAACCACGCGAGCCUGACGUACGCGCGUCCCAAAUGUCACCGGAAACGGAAGACCAAAGACGAAAAAGAGUGCAUAGAAACCGACGUGUACAUCGAGGGUAACUACCCAUCCGCUCGUAGGAUACACGACGAGAUUUAUCCUGCGAGAUCCUGCAGUCCUAGGCUGACUCAAACCGAGGCGACCAUCCGCGAAGAGGACGAAGAGGACAAUGUGACCAGAAUAACCCGAUUCUGAGCCGGUGUUCAUAUCGUAGUCACGGGACGCAUAGAAAAACGUCCCCGCGACGAAAUAAAUCACAAGUUCCAUCCCAUCAGUCGACCCUCGUGAAGAAUCUAUUUCUUUUUCAUCCGAUGUUUUGUAACGAGAGAUGUUCCAUAGAUUUUCAUGGAGUUCUUCUUCUGCCUAGUUUUCUAUUUAACUUCCUGUUAAACGUAAUACAAAAAUUUUCAAUUUAAAAUUCUUCAAAAUAUUCUAAAGUGUAUUAAUCAACGAAACUAUAGAGAAA